AGCUCUACGUGACAACAUCCCUCAUUCCCGGGGACCACAUCUCUCUCUCUCUCUCUCUAACAAAUGAUCUGGAUCUGAAUUCUAAUCUAAUAAUAAUAACAAAGGAGAGUUGAAAAGCGCGCAGUGUGGUGUCGGUGAGAUCAGAAGCGGAAAGAUGAAGGUGAUUGAGAAGAUCCAGGCAGGGCUUGCGGAGGAAGGGAAGGUGGUGUUCUCUUUCGAGUUCUUCCCGCCCAAGACGGACGAUGGAGUGGACAACCUCUUCGAGAGGAUGGACCGCAUGGUUUCUCACAACCCCGCAUUCUGCGACAUCACUUGGGGCGCCGGUGGCUCCACCGCCGAUCUCACCCUCGACAUCGCCAACAGGAUGCAGAACAUCAUCUGCGUCGAGUCCAUGAUGCACCUCACCUGCACCAACAUGCCCGUCGACAAGAUCGACCACGCCCUCUCCACCAUCAAGUCCAACGGCCUCCAGAACGUUCUCGCUCUCCGCGGCGAUCCCCCUCACGGCCAGGACAAGUUCGUCCAGAUCCAGGGCGGCUUUGCCUGCGCCCUCGACCUCGUGAAACAUAUCAGAGCUCAAUAUGGUGACUACUUUGGCAUUACAGUUGCUGGUUAUCCAGAGGCACAUCCCGACGCCAUAGGUAGUAAUGGUGUGGCUUCACUGGAAGCUUAUCACAACGAUCUCGCCUAUCUCAAGAGAAAGGUUGAAGCUGGAGCAGAUCUAAUCAUCACCCAACUAUUCUAUGAUACUGAUAUUUUCCUCAAAUUCGUGAAUGAUUGUCGCAAAAUUGGAAUAACUUGUCCCAUUGUUCCUGGAAUUAUGCCUAUUAAUAACUAUAAGGGCUUCAUACGCAUGACUGGUUUUUGCAAAACAAAGAUACCUGCUGAAGUUUCUGCUGCCUUGGAGCCUAUUAAGGACAAUGAAGAAGCUGUCAGAGCAUAUGGAAUUCAUCUUGGAACUGAAAUGUGCAAGAAGAUUUUAGCUCAUGGGAUUAGGACAGUGCAUCUUUAUACGCUAAACAUGGAGAAGUCAGCACUAGCUAUAUUAAUGAAUCUUGGUUUGAUUGAAGAGACCAAAAUUUCAAGGCCCUUGCCCUGGAGACGCCCAGCGAAUGUUUUCCGUGUCAAGGAAGACGUUCGUCCAAUUUUCUGGGCUAAUCGUCCAAAGAGCUACAUUUCAAGGACUACAGGCUGGGACCAGUACCCACAUGGGCGAUGGGGUGAUUCUUGUAAUCCAUCAUAUGGAGCAUUAACUGACUAUCAGUUUAUGCGGCCACGUGCACGUGACAAGAAACUUCUUGAAGAAUGGGCUACACCUUUGAGAAAUGUUGAAGAUAUUCAUGAGAAAUUUAAGAAAUAUUGCCUUGGAAAAUUGAGAAGCGGUCCUUGGUCAGAAUUAGAUGGGCUUCAGCCAGAAACACGAAUUAUAAAUGAACAGUUGGGAAAGAUUAAUCUGAAGGGCUUCCUUACCAUCAACAGCCAACCGGCAGUCAACGGGGAAAAAUCUUCUUCCCCAUCUGUUGGAUGGGGCGGGCCUGGAGGAUAUGUUUAUCAGAAGGCCUAUGUAGAGUUUUUCUGCUCUAGGGAGAAGUUGGAUGCACUUGUUGACAAAUGCAAGGUUUUCCCAUCUCUAACCUACAUGUCUGUAAACAAACAAGGGAGUUGGAUAUCUAAUGCCAGCAAAACUGAUGUGAAUGCCGUAACAUGGGGGGUCUUUCCGGCAAAGGAGAUCAUCCAACCAACCGUCGUGGAUCCCACCAGCUUUCAGGUGUGGAAGGAUGAGGCAUUUGAAAUCUGGUCGAGGGGAUGGGCUUGCUUGUACCCGGAGGGUGACCCAUCCAGAAAAUUGCUUGAAGAGGUCCAGAGCAGCUAUUUCUUGGUCAGCUUGGUAGAUAACGACUACAUCCAUGGUGAUCUUUUCGCUGUAUUUGCGGAUUUCUGAUAUGAGCUGCGUUUCUUCCCUUCUUCCUCAAAAGGCCGCGUAAGCCAUUCAAACUGGCGCUUUUCUUGCGUUGGAUUAUAUAAUCUUACUGUUGUUGGAAUGUGUCAAAUUAUAAUCUUAUUAUUGCGUUGAAAUAACAAUCCAUUGGGAUUUUCAUACCUCCCCUCCCCUGCUUCAUACUGCAAAUUAAAAAUAUUUGAGUGACUAGUAAAUUCACUGGUCGAUUGUGUUUGGAUAUUUUUUAUUGGAUUUCAUAGAAACAAUCUUAUUAUUUGUAGAAA
Alnus glutinosa is the source of this 2223-nucleotide messenger RNA. RefSeq names its product methylenetetrahydrofolate reductase (NADH) 2-like. Gene Ontology annotation, biological process: tetrahydrofolate interconversion. Bases 155 to 1942 code for a protein of 595 amino acids. The record is from RefSeq and is a predicted model, not a curated record. Gene Ontology annotation, cellular component: cytosol. The transcript has 11 exons. NCBI's taxonomy places the organism in Eukaryota, Viridiplantae, Streptophyta, Magnoliopsida, Fagales, Betulaceae. Gene Ontology annotation, molecular function: FAD binding; methylenetetrahydrofolate reductase [NAD(P)H] activity.